AGUGAGCGCGCGUGCGCGACGUGCGUGCGCGCUGGACGUCGUGACGUGUGCGCGUGCGUCUUAUCGGCGCCUGGCUACCUGAGGAGGGGCGCGGUUGUAAGAGAGAACGAGUGAGCCGGGCAGGGCUUCUGAUGUAAAUGAAUUGCUCUGAUCCAAUAGCCGACGUGAGACUCGGUCUCCUUGUCUUUAAAGUGUGGAUGUCAGGAAUCUUGCCGCAUUGCAUUGUUCUGAGCUCUCGCAUUUUGUUAGCUGCCAUUGUAUUUGUUUGUUACGUGUGUAAUGACGUGCGGCUGGAGCUUGGACAAGUCUCUAGGGCCUUCAUUGCUCAGUUAACUCACUUGUGCAAUGGAACAGGGAAGGGGCUGGACUAUCUAGCCCCCAGAGCCCUUUCCUGGCUCUACCGUUACCCAGAUCCCAAGUUAUUUAUUAUGUAUUCAUUUGUUAUUUGUUAUGUAUAAGCAUGUCUGUAUCCUGAAGCCAUCGAAGGCUGUGUGACGCUGGAAGGUCUGGGACAAAUUUAAGAAGAGCGAGGUGAGCUGGAGCUGAGAGGGGUGGGCUCGCAGGCUGCACAGGAAAUGUCUUCUCUUUGGAGAGUUUGUGAGGGCAUGGUCGGGAAUGAAGGGCUCACCAGCCACAGCUAAGGAGAUUCUGUCAUCACCUCUCCCUGAACACUCCCUUCUCCCCUCAUUUUCUGUUCAAUGUUUCCGGAGGCGAGCUCUCCUCAAACGAUGUCCCAUUGUUGAUGUCAUCUAGAAAGAUGCCGAGGUUCCCGGCUUCCUGACCUUAUAGAGGUACAAAAUGGUAGUGCAGUGGGGUUAUCUGUUUUGCCCUUAUUUGAAAAGUGAAAAGACAAAAAUUGAGCCUGAGAAGGUGACUGACUGAGCUGAUGCACCUUGUUAGUGGCAGAACCACGAUUAAAAGUUCGGUCUGCAGAUUGCUGGGCCGCUGCCCAAUGUGCCACCGCUAAGUCAAAGAGAGUUUCUUACCAAAAGACCUUUGGAAAGUCGUUAAGCAGGUUAGAACAAACAUUAAACAUUUUUUAUCUUGUCUCAAACACCCCCAUCUCUUUUUUUCAGAGGUUUCUUGGAUUAUCUGACCUCAAGGGAUUAAUAGUGUUAACAGGAAAACACUAACAAUGUGGCUCAAGGUUUUUAAUUUUUCCCCACCACAUCGGGUUUUUUUUUGACAAAUCCGUAGUGUUUCCUCCUUUAGGUUACUGUUCUAUGUUAAACUCAUCUUCUCAUGUUUUUAAUUUUUCUGUGUCACAGAACCUAAAUUGGUAAUAAAUCAAUAAGAAACAAAUGUUUACAUUCACUCAGUGAAAAGUAUCAUGUCUAAGCUCAACAUAUAUCGGAGCCACACAUGGACACCUCUGCCUCCUUCACUAAGAGCGGAAAAUGAACAGAUCUCAGGAACAAGUGUCGUUCAAAGAUGUAUGUGUGGACUUCACUCAGGAAGAGUGGUAUCUGCUGGAUCCUGCUCAGAAGAUACUAUACAGAGAUGUGAUUCUAGAAAAUUACAGCCACCUUGUCUCAGUAGGAUAUUGCUUUACUAAGCCAGAAGUGGUCUUCAAGAUAGAGCAAGGAGAGGAGCCCUGGAUAUUAGGGGCAGGAUUCCCAAGCCACUGCCACCGAGAAGACUGGAAAGUUGAUGACCUGAUAGAGAGCAGCCAGGACAAUGAAGACGAACACUUUUGGCAACUUGCUUUCACCGCCAACAAAACGUUAAAUAUAGAUACUGGUGCCAGAGUAAGAAAAACUUUCAAUCUGGGCACAGAUUCUGUUUCUUCAAGAAAUUUUCCAUAUAAGAUCUGUGACUCAUGUGAAAUGAGUUUGAAAAAUAUUUCAGGCUUAAUUAUUAGUAGAAAGAGCUAUUCUGGAAAGAAGUCUGAUGAAUUUAAUGCGUAUGAGAAAUUGCUCCUUGACAUCAGACAUGAGAAAACUCCUUCUGGAGGGAAAUCUUGUAAAUAUAAUCAAAAAAGGAAUGUGCUCAAUCAUAGCCACAAUCUCAGUCAGCCAAUUUUUGACCAACCUUCUGAUUAUCAUGAAAAUGGACCAGCCUUCCAUGAGGAAGCGGCAUUUUUCACAAACAAGAAAAUACAGGUAGGAGAGACGCUCUGUAAAUACAGUGCAUGUGGAAGAACGUUCAUCCACAGUUUAGAACUCGGUUUAUCUCAGAGAACUCAUUUGGAGAUGGAGCCAUAUGAAUGCAACAUUUGUGGGAAGUCCUUCUACAGCGAGUUAAGAUUGGGACAUCAGAGAACUCUCCCAGGGGAGACUGCUUACGAAUAUAAUGAAUACGGGCAAAACUUCUGUGAUGACUCAACUUUCAUUAUCCAUCAGGGAACCUAUGCAAGAAAGAUUCCCCACGAAUAUAAAGUGAACCAUAAAAUGUGGGAAAAGUCAGCCCUCUUUAAACAUCCGAUAGUACAGGUGGGCAAAAAACCUUAUGAGCACAAUGAAAAUAGAAAUAACUUCAACAAGAAGUCACAUCUCACCCAACUUCGAAGAGCUCACUCAGGAGAAAAAACCUUCGAAUGUGGCGAAUGUGGGAAAACAUUCUGGGAGAAAUCAAACCUCACUCAGCAUCAAAGAACACACACAGGAGAGAAACCCUAUGAAUGUACUGAAUGUGGGAAAUCGUUUUGUCAGAAACCACACCUUACCAACCAUCAGCGAACACAUACAGGAGAAAAACCCUAUGCAUGUAAGCAGUGUGGAAAAACGUUCUGUGUAAAGUCCAACCUCACAGAACAUCAGAGAACGCACACAGGGGAGAAACCAUAUGAAUGUAAUACGUGUGGGAAAUCCUUCUGCCACAGGUCAGCGCUAACUGUACAUCAGAGGACACACACAGGAGAGAAACCCUUCGUAUGUAAUGAAUGUGGGAAAUCCUUCUGUGUGAAGUCAAACCUCAUUGUACAUCAAAGAACUCACACGGGGGAGAAGCCCUACAAAUGUAAUGAGUGUGGGAAAACCUUCUGUGAAAAAUCAGCUCUCACUAAACAUCAGAGAACUCACACAGGAGAGAAACCCUAUGAGUGUAACGGAUGUGGGAAAACCUUUAGUCAGAGGUCAGUACUGACGAAACAUCAGAGAAUUCACACAAGGGUGAAAGCUCUUUCAACAUCCUGAUGUCUAGAACCUUCCAUCCACCCUUUCAAAUUCUUAACACCAUUUUUGAAAAUAAGAUGAAUGAGACCCAAAGAAUGCCUCAUGUUACUAGAAAGCGACAUCUUGUACUUCAAAUAAUGAAUUGUGAAAGCUCUCAAAAACUGAAACUUCUUACCAGAAAGAUUAUAUUGAGGGGAAGUUUAUUCACUUAAGUACUGUGGUAAAAGUCUUUGUCUAGAAUUUAUGUUGUGUCAUAUUCCAGAUGUGAUACCAUAUUUUAUUGUAAAUACAGUAGAUGACAUUCAUUCAUACCCAUAUUCACAAUGGAAUCUGGAGCUUAAAAUCACAGCAGCAUUAAACAUUAAUGUAAAGAGCCCCUGACGAUUGCAGGCCCAAUGUGGGUGUAGUAGUAUCACAGAAAUGGCACAUAUGCUUGAUUUGCAAAUUGAGAUUGUAAGUUCACAACGAACUUGUGAAGAGAAAAUAUCCCUUCAUUAAAUAACUUAUGGUCUAUAUUAAUAUUUCCCACACUAAAUACCCCCAGUGUCUUUAUGGCUUGGCAUAAAUACAUAUGUAUAUAUGUAGAUGUAAAUAUAUUUAUAUACCCAUGCCCACACAGAUACAGUGGUGUGUUAGAGUAAGUUCCCAAUGGCUUGCAAGUACUGCUGAUGGUUAUAUUUCCAGGAAUUUUGUGAGUCAGUUCUUCAACAUAGUCAUUAUUUAAAAAUUAAAUUAUAUUUAAAACAAAGGUAAAAACUACUCAGCACUCCUUGUUUCCUAAUUAUUUUAUAAUAUGUUGCCAUGAUCUUUGUUCUUUAGGUCACUUACAUUAUUGAGUCUGCAUGGUGAAAAUACCAUAUAACAUGUUCUCCCGCCCAUCUCUUCCCACCUCUGCACUCAGUGUUGUCAUGUGGGUAGCUUGGCUUUAGUGUGAGUGUUUACACCCUGGAUAUUGGCAAAAUCUAUAAACUGGGGUUUUUGUUUUUUUCUUAGAGAGCCUGUUGUCAAAUAUUUGCCAGCACACCACCGUGUAUAUAUAUGAAAAUAUAUUUGGAAAAUUUACAGUACAAACUAUAUACCCUACCCCUUGUUCCAUUUCCUGCCAAAUAAGUGGCUGUGGCCAUUAUUGCUGAACUGCCUCUUCAAUAAAGAACCCUAAGUCUG
Hyaena hyaena (striped hyena) is the source of this 4277-nucleotide messenger RNA. RefSeq names its product zinc finger protein 248 (gene ZNF248). Gene Ontology annotation, biological process: negative regulation of transcription by RNA polymerase II. Bases 1398 to 3134 code for a protein of 578 amino acids. Gene Ontology annotation, molecular function: DNA-binding transcription repressor activity, RNA polymerase II-specific. The record is from RefSeq and is a predicted model, not a curated record. The transcript has 5 exons. NCBI's taxonomy places the organism in Eukaryota, Metazoa, Chordata, Mammalia, Carnivora, Hyaenidae.